Molecule: messenger RNA, 2737 nt
Organism: Xenopus tropicalis (tropical clawed frog)
Lineage: Eukaryota; Metazoa; Chordata; Amphibia; Anura; Pipidae
Gene: mlycd
Product: malonyl-CoA decarboxylase
Biological process (GO): fatty acid biosynthetic process; acyl-CoA metabolic process; regulation of fatty acid oxidation
Cellular component (GO): mitochondrial matrix; mitochondrion; cytoplasm
Molecular function (GO): malonyl-CoA decarboxylase activity
Source: RefSeq, marked provisional
CUUUGGGAACCCGAGCCUUAUCAUGCGGUUGUUGUCCUUCCUGAAGCCAAAGUACUUGCAGCAUGUUGCAGAUUUUGGGCUGCCUUUUCCCAAUUGCAUGAGUCUAGGGCGGCGUGGUCUUGGCUGUGUUCAUUAUCCCCGCCUACAUCCUUAUUGUCCAAAAAUCUUUGCCAGACAGGCAAACUCACUUACUCCCACCAUGGAUGAGUUGCUGAGCAGGUCUGUGCCCCCUCUGCCCCCCUAUGAAACUAAAGAAAAAUGCCCAGCGCCCUCUGAGAUCCAGAGCAUUAACUUUAUGCAGUAUUACCGGGCGCUGGAUAAGGGGGACAGGGCUUCCUUUCUUGGCAAGUUGGCUACUGAGUUUGGGGUGGACCAUACGCAAGUGACCGAACUAAGCAGCAAAGUGGUACAAGCCCAGCAGAAGAGGGAUAUGGGAACUGUUCUGCAGGUGGAGGACAGACUAAGAUACUACCUCACUCCUCAAUACAAAGUAUUGUUUUCUCAUAUCAGUAAGCUGGAAGGGGGAAUGAAGUUUCUGGUGGAUUUGAGAGCUGACAUUUUAGAGAGCUUAGCAGCUAAACUCGCAGAUGGUCCUCACAUUAGGGAAAUGAAUGGGGUGCUAAAAUGCAUGCUUUCGGAGUGGUUCUCUGUAGGAUUUCUUAACCUGGAGAGGAUAACCUGGCAGUCCCCAUGCGAAGUGUUGCAAAAGAUCAGUGAGUAUGAAGCAGUCCACCCUGUUCGUAACUGGACGGAUAUGAAGCGCAGAGUCGGCCCAUACAGAAGAUGCUAUAUGUUUGCUCACAGUGCAAUGCCUGGAGAACCACUAAUUGUAUUACAUGUUGCUCUAAUGCAAAAUAUUUCUGGCAGUAUCCAGGCAAUUGUGAAAGAUAUUCCUUCUUCUGAGGCUGAAGACGGAAACAAGAUACAGUCAGCCAUAUUUUAUUCUAUAAGUUUAACACAGCAAGGCCUGCAAGGAGUGGAACUUGGGAACUACCUUAUCAAGCGGGUAGUAAAGGAGCUGCAGGUAGAGUUCCCUCAGAUUCUAGAGUUUUCAAGCCUUUCUCCAAUCCCGGGCUUUACAAAAUGGCUGUUGGGAGCUUUGAGCUCUCAGAUUAAAGAGUCUGGUAGAACAGAGCUGUUCACUGAAGCAGAAUGCAAAGAAAUAGAGGACAUUACAGGAGGACCGCUUUCCGAAUCUUUAAAACGUCUUUUUACAAGCAGUGAAUGGAUGAGGUGUGAAAGACUUGUGAAUGCUUUAGAGACACCUCUUAUGCGGCUUUGUGCUUGGUACCUGUAUGGAGAAAAGCAUCGAGGCUUUGCCCUAAAUCCAGUUGCUAACUUUCAUCUUCAAAAUGGCGCCGUCUUGUGGCGUCUUAACUGGAUGGCUGACACCAGUCCUCGUGGAGGAACUGCUUCCUGUGGAAUGAUGGUGAAUUAUCGCUACUUUCUGGAAAACACAAGCGCAAACAGUGCUAAAUACUUGAGAAUGAAACACAUAGAGGCCUCUGAUCAAGUCCUGAAUCUGGUGUCUAAGAUGAACAGUAAAUUAUGAUUACUACUAAGACUAAAACAUAUAUUGAUAUUAAAUUAAUGGUAGAUUAAUGUAUUUUAUCUAUAGUUGUCUUCUUCUAAACCUUCUAACUUGUAGAGCAAAAUGCUUUGCAUAUAACAGAAAAAAAACACAUUUACAUAUUGUGCCAUAUUUUUUCAUCAGCAUUUAUCAUGUUGUGUGUCGGCUUGUCGGUGCUUAAUCUGUUGCUCCUGAGGCAGCAUGUGAUACCCUGAAGUAAAACAAGAUCCAGCCAAUCUGCUUUACAAACUGAAUCCAUAAGUAGCGAGGAAAGCAUUAUAUUCAAAUAUUUUUACUUUUCCCAUGUGUGGAAUUGAUUUUACUAUAAGGCCGAGGUUUGGUUUACAAUCUCUGUUACUGUUUAGAAGUUUGUUGCUGAAUAAUUGGCAAUUCACCUUGGACAACACAUUUAAAUAUAUAACUACAGGUAUGGGACCUGUUAUCCAGAAUGCUCGGGACCUGGGGUUUUCUGAAUAAGGGAUCUUUCCUUAAUUUGGAUUUCCAUAACUUCUACCUACUAAAAAUCAUUUCAAUAUUGAAUAAACCCAAUUGGCUUGCUUUACCUCCAAUAAGGAUUAAUUUUAUCUUAUUUGGGAUCAAGUACAAGGCACUGUUUUAUUAUUACAGGGAUAAAGGAAAUUAUUUUAAAAAAUUAGAAUUAUUUGCUUAUAAUGGUGUCUAUGGCAGAUUGCCUUUCUGUAAUUCGGAACUUUCUGGAUAAUGGGUUUGCUGAUAAGGGAUCCCAUACCUGUACCAUAACUGUGUGAGAUAUUCUUUUGUAGACAAAAGCUUAAAACUUUGCACAUGUAUUUACAUGUUGAAAGUGCCAGAGUUUUAAUUCACUUCUGAAGGUUUUAAUAAAUCUGAUAUGUGUUAAAUGCAAAUAUUUUUUUAAGUGCAAAUAGUAAAAAUGUGAAGUUCGUGUUCAAAAAGCAAACUUUAGUAGUUGCUGAUUCAACAAAUGAGCCACAGCAUGAAGGGACUGCCGUGAGGCUUUGUGUUACUGCAAAAUAAAUAUGACUCUUUAUAAGCGUCUGAUCAAAAUGGACAUUUGCGGCUUGUGAUAUAUCUGCAAAUACCCAUGAGCAGAUAACAUUUUUGAAGAUACAAUACAAACAGUAAUUUAUUAUUUCAUCCUUCUGUAAUAAAUCAGAAGUCAGCAUAAAA